AUAUAUAUAUAUAUAUAUAUAAGUGGGAUGGUGCCUGUUUGAAGAGUAAGUACAUUGCACAAGUAACAUGUACUAGGUAUAUUCUUUGUCAAGUUAUAAGAAAUGAGAAUAGCUAGGAAAUGCUCAUAUUGUGGAAACUUUGGUCACAAUUCAAGGACUUGCAAUAACAGUCUCAAAGAGCAAUUUCAUCUUUAUUCUUCUUCACCUUCAUAUUUGCCAACAAAAAGGAGUAUCAGAAAGAACUACCUGCCAUCAUCGCGGACCUCUUUGUCAAUAGCCUCCUCCUGGCCUACCCUGUUUGGUUCAAAUGAAAAUUCAGAUAGUUGCGUAAGAAACUGGCACACAUCAACAAUUAGACCCAGUAAAAAAGGUAUGCCGUGGACCGAGGAGGAGCACAUGAUAUUUCUUAGAGGACUUGAGAAGCUUGGGAAGGGUAACUGGAGAGGUAUAUCUAGAGAUUUUGUAACAACAAAAACACCAACCCAGGUGGCUAGUCAUGCACAAAAACAUUUUCUCCGUCAGUCUCAGAAUAGUUUGGUCAAUAGAAGAAAACACCAUCUUAGCCUCCAUAAUGUGGGAUGUGAAAAACCAGGAAUAAAUUUGACUCCAAAUGAUAUCAGCUGCAUAAGCCAACUAAGUGGAAGUAGAAAUUUUCUUUCUCAGUUGCUUUCUCAUCCUCAACAUUCAAUGCUGAAAUGGCCCAACUCUUCAACAUCAACGAAUUGUACUCCUCAUAGUGCAGCACCUGAUUUAGAACUCAAACUUGCAACUCCCAUGCCAUUAGAGCCAACAUCCCCUUAAGCUAACCAGUAGUGCAUGUGACUACUGAUUUGGAACAGUUGUGCUAAUUUAUGUAGCAUUGAAUUUCAUGAAAUAAAAUAGAGAAUGGAAAGUAUACCAUAUUUUAAAAUAAAGAAUAUAAUGGAAUGAUUUGAGGUCUUGACAUUUGCAAGUUAUAGAAUGGAAUGAUUGUUUUUUUUCCAAUCUAUACAAACCAAUAUAAUUCAUUUAUUAUAAAUACUCUCUUGGUCCCAAAUUGUAAGCGAAAUGAGUCAAACAAUAUUGAUAUAUUUGAUUUGAAAUUUUAAACCCGAUAUGUACUAGUACCUUGUGAUUGUUUGACUCUUCAAAAAACAAACUUCACUAUCCUUACCUUUGAAUGAAUUUGAAUAUUGAAAAACAAACAAAUAAAUAACAGACAGAAGUAACCAUAAUCCAACUAUAUAUAAUAUUCAACUGUAUUAGGAUAAGAUUGGAAUUACGAAUAAGGUUGUUUUGAGUGUAAAUAAAUACCAGUAAG
Messenger RNA from Medicago truncatula (barrel medic), 1300 nucleotides. Its product is annotated as probable transcription factor At5g61620. Gene Ontology annotation, biological process: response to ethylene; response to gibberellin. The record is from RefSeq and is a predicted model, not a curated record. Gene Ontology annotation, molecular function: DNA binding. Bases 103 to 801 code for a protein of 232 amino acids. NCBI's taxonomy places the organism in Eukaryota, Viridiplantae, Streptophyta, Magnoliopsida, Fabales, Fabaceae. The transcript is spliced from 3 exons.